AUGUUGAGUAACAGUGAUCAUUCCUCUGUCCCCUCCUCCUCCUUCAGGCUGGGCACUAAGCUGAUGAGGCUGGUGAAGGACCGGGGUCGUAUGGAGCAGCUGGCGGCGGGGGGGGCCCAGCCCGUCUUCAGGGUCCGGGAUGUGGAGAUGGAGGAGGUGAUGGAGGAGCUGCAGGAGAGGGUCCGGGGGCUGCAGGCGGAGAACGAGGGGCUGAAGCAGCGGCUGCUCGUGGCCAAACAGCAGCUGAUCAACUCCCAGAGCAGGAGGCUGUCGCCGUACGGACACGUCCAGUCCAGAGUCAACUCUGGACUGAAGAAGCUGAGGGACGACUCCCCCUCCCCCCCUCACACACGACCCAAGAGUACGAGGAGUCUGGAGGGGGGGGGCCGUCCUCCGACCGGUCAGCUGCCUCGGUACGGACACAGUCUGCUGGAGGAGGCCAGAGCCGAGAUCCGCAACCUAGAGAACGUAAUCGAGUCUCAGCGCAGCCACAUGGAGGAGAUGGAAGGAGCGUCAGAGCUGCUGAGGGAGGCGCUGAGGAAGAAGGAGGCCGAGUACGAGGAGAGACUCCUGCAGCUCCGCCAGCAGCAGAACUCCAAACUGAGGUCACAUGUGAACAACAACGUGACGAUGAUCAAGCUGCAGAAGCAGCUGACUGACAGGUCCAACGCCGUAACAGAGCUGGAGGGUCGAUUUCUGCAGCUGCAGGAGAGUCAGCUGACGCUGAAGGCCAGUCAUGACGCAGCGAUGCUGAAGGUGGACGAGCUGUCGGGGGAGCUGAAGGACGAGAGGCUGAAGAGUCUGGACCUGGAGAAGCAGCUGCAGAGCUGCAGCAUUUCCAAGAAGAAGAUGGAGCAGUUGCAGGAGCAGAUCAGUGAACUGGAGCAGGAGAGGGAUUUGCUGAAGGAGAACAAUGAGAAGCUGGUUAACAGUGCCUUGGAUGUGUCCCAGCAGCAGAAGUGGCAGAUCCAGGAGCAGCAGCUGAAGUUACAGAUCUCUCAGCUGGAGACGGCGCUGAAGGCCGACCUCGUCGACAAGAACGAGAUCCUGGACAAAAUCAAGGCUGAGAGAGACACGAGCGAGAAGCUGACGGCAGAAAACCAGAGACUUCAGAUCCAGUUUCUGGAGCAGAAGCAGCGACAGGAGGAGCUGAGUGAGCGUCUGAAGCUCUACAGCAGGAAGGAUGAGCACGACGUGUCUGAACUGACUGAAGCUCUGCUGCUGAUCAAGAGUCGUAAGUCCCAGAGGAGCGGCGACCUGGGCUUCCUGAAGGAGGUGGAGGAGGGAGGGAGCAGCUCGGUCAGAGAGCUGCGAGCCGCUCACGCUGAGACCAUCCAGGAGCUGGAGAAGACCAGAAACAUCCUGAGCAUGCAGACCAGGAUCAGCAAAGACUACAAGGUGGAGCUGGAGGCUGUGACACAGAAGAUGAACAGUGAUAAAGUGGAGUAUGAGCAGCAGCUGGAACGACAGGCUCAUCUGUUGGACACGAAGACGGCAAAGAUCAAGAAACUAGAAGCUCAGCUCAGAGACGUCGCCUACGGCACCAAAACCUACGUCUUCAAACCGGACGUCACCGACGAGGACGAGUUUGAUGAAGCUCUUCACCUGGAGCGAGGAGAGAACGUCCUGGAGCUGCAGAUAGUCGGCGCAACGCUGACCCCGUCUGCCCUGGAGGCUCUGGGCGACGCUGAGCCCUCCACCUUCUGUACGUACUCCUUCUACCUGUUCGAGCUGCACGCCACGCCGGUGGUGACAGGCGUCAGACCCGUCUACGGCUUCACGUCCAGGUACGUGGUGAGCGUUGAUGACCGCUUCCUGGACUACCUCAGCAGAUCCUCCGUCACUGUGGAGCUGCAUCAGGCCCUGGGUCUGGAUUGGAGGACGCUGGGCUCCGGACGGCUGAGACUGCAGCAGCUGCUGGAGCAUGAUGGGAAAGUCCACGGGACCGUCCCGCUGGUCGGUUCAGGGGUCUUCAACACUGACGACAUGUUUCCCGCCUCAGGAGCAGCUGAUGAGCUGAGGUCUGUGGGCUCGGUAGAUUACUGGCUGAGACUGAGGAUCCCCAUGACAGAGAGCGUCCUCCUCUACAGGGAGAAGGUGAAGGCUGUGGGCCACAUCCACUCAGCCCCGACUGAAGGAGCACAGCUGCAGUCUUCGAGCAGCAGCAGCAGCUGGAACCAGCUGUUCGUCACGGUCCACAGCUGUCGAGACCUCCGGUCCAGAUCAUCCCAGCGUCCCAGUCCCUACGUGGUCUACAAGUUCUUCGACUUCUCUGACUCCCCCAGCGCCACCGUCCCCGACAACUGUGACCCCCACUUCGAUGACCUCAGGUCCUACUCGGUCCUGAUGGACGGGGGUCUGGACCGGUACCUGAGGUCUGAGGUCCUGCAGUUCUACGUGUUCGACUACAAGGAGGAGCAGAUGGACACGUACCUGGGGAAGACCAGAGUCCCUCUGCUGCCUCUGGCUCAGGACCACAGGGUCACAGGUGUGUUUGAGCUGACCGAUCCCUCUGGACUCCCCGCCGGACACAUACAGGUAACCCUGAAGUGGAAGUUCACCUACCACGCUGUAGAGGAGGAAACGGCAGAGCUGAAGAACGAGCACGGUGAUGAAGAGGAGAGAGAUGAACAACUUCAGGACAGAGACCUGGAAGAGAUACUGCAGGAGGAGGACAAAGAUCCUCCUCCUCUCUCCUCCCUCCCUCGUGUUGCUGCAGCUAAGGCCCCGCUGCCAAAACUCAGACAGAAGACACAGGUGAAAGACGCACAGGCUGCCAAGAGAGUCACCUUCAUAGAGUCGAGAGCUGCAGACGAGCAGGUGUCUCAGCCGGAGGUGAGUCCAGCUCGUCGCCCCGCCCCAGAGGAAGAGGACGAUGAAGACGAGUCUCACUUCUCUGAAGGACAGCUGGUCCCGGCGAGCUCUCAGUCCUGCUCUGAUGAUUCUGAAAUCUCUGAGGACAUAAUCCAAGAUGUGGAGGAAGCCUCAGCAGCCAAACAGGAUCAGAGUGAAUCGACUCAGUCGGACAGCGAUGACUGCAUCGUUCAGGGUCAGGCCACGGGGAGGAAGUCCUCGGAGCGAGUUCGGGUGGAGGUGGUGUCUCUGAGCCUGAGGGCAGAGUCUCGCAUGGCCCAGGACAGCAGCGUGGUGCGUCUGUUUGUGGAGUACUCCUUCCUGGAUCUGCCCACGGAGGAGACGCCCCUCUCUCUACCCAAACCCCCCCAGGGCAAGAGCAUCAACUUCAACUACAGCAAAGUCAUCCCUGUGGACGCUGAGGACAACGGGGCGAGGCGGCAGCUGCUGAGGGACGUCCUGCAGGGACGAAACCCCGCGAUGGAAAGGAUCCGGUUCACGGUGGUGAGUGAACCUCCAGAGGAGGAGGAGCAGGAGAGAGAGUGUGAGGACGUGGGAGUGGCCUUCAUCAGGAUCCCUGAGAUCCUGGAGACACAACGAGACCUGACGGAGACCAGUCUGACCGUGUUGGAUGUGGUGGACAGCAAAGUGUAG
Molecule: messenger RNA, 3507 nt
Organism: Seriola dumerili (greater amberjack)
Lineage: Eukaryota; Metazoa; Chordata; Actinopteri; Carangiformes; Carangidae
Gene: rpgrip1l
Product: protein fantom-like
Exons: 22
Coding region: 1-3507 (1168 amino acids)
Biological process (GO): non-motile cilium assembly; retinal rod cell development
Cellular component (GO): photoreceptor connecting cilium
Source: RefSeq, a predicted model, not a curated record